AUGAGUGGGUUUGGGAUUAAAAGUAAUGGCGAAAUUAACAACUUGCUCAAAUUCCAUACGCGUCUCUUUCAGCAAUUGAAAGAUCUGAUCUACAGAACGAUCUGUCUGCUCAAGAGCCGUUUCUUAAUAAACUGAGAUAUCAGAAUGAUUUGAUAAAGAGUCUGAAGAGCCAAUUGGAGCAAUCGAAAAGAGAGAGCGAGACAAAGGAUGCCGUGAAUGCACAGCUGAAGGCGGAUAUGGCCAAUCAGAAGCACCGGAUCGAGAAGAUGGUUGAACGAUACAAAAUUCAGUUCAUGGAGAUGGAGUCCGCCAUUCGGAAGCUCAACGAGACCGUCGUCGACUUGAAAGGUCAGAUCCGUGUCGCUGUCAAGGUUCGUCACUUUGAAAAAGAGACGCUGUCGGGAGCAUCGUUCACGUUUACCGGUGAGAAUGAAAUCAAGUUCGAGCAGGUGAAUACCCUUCGCUCCUUUUUGUGUUCCGUGAUAACCCAAUUUCAGAACGGUCAGGCAAACCUCUUCCGUUUCGAGCACAUCUUCCAACAAAGUCAGAAGCAGUCCGAAGUGUUCGAUGAGAUCAAGGAGCUCAUUCUGUGUGCACUUCACGGAAGAAACGUGUGUCUGAUUGCGUAUGGACCGACUGGAAGUGGAAAGACAUUUACGAUGCGAGGAGGCGACGGAGAGACGGAAGGGAUUAUCCCGAGAGCGAUUCGUUUCCUGCUGAAGCAUUCCAAGGAGCAGGAUUACUCUUUCUCCGCUUCUUUCAUCGAAGUGUACAACGAGGAAGUGUUCGAUUUGCUGGAUGCUCGGAGAAAGUUGGAUGUCAGUUGCGCCCGCUCUUGUUUAUACCAACUCUCCCAUCUCAGGUCAAGAUCUCUGGCGCUACUACUUCUGUACCCGGACUUCAUAAGAUUCCGAUCAAGGCACUGCCGGACGUCGAUGCGCUCCUAACUCUUGCUGAUAAUCAGCGCUCGACAGGAACGACGGCGUGCAACCAAGAGUCCUCGAGAUCCCAUGCAAUCUUCCAAUUGUAUGUAACGGAUCUUCGUCGUUUGGGGAGAUCAAGUGCUGUCUGAACCUCGUCGACCUCGCCGGAUCGGAACGUGCCAAAGAGUCGAGAGCGCACGGAAAGCAAUUCACCGAACUGACGAACAUUAACCAAAGUCUGACGGUUUUGAAGAAGUGCAUCCGUGCUCAGUUCGAGAAGAUGGCGCACGUGCCGUAUCGCGAGAGCAAGUUGACUGUGUUGCUCCGCGAGUAUCUGGGAGCUGGCUCGUCGAAAACGACGUUUAUCGCCCACGUCAAUCCGCGAGAUGUGGCGGAAACGAGAAGAACGUUGGAGUUCACUGCCGACGUGAGAGUGACUUUUCGCUUUUUUCCCUUUAAAAUACGACACUUUCAGUUGAGAUCGACGAGCAUCGGAAGAGCAACGAUUCAGACAGGACCGAGAAACGAAUGCUCGACUUCAGCAAGAAAUUAG
This is a messenger RNA of Caenorhabditis sp. 36 PRJEB53466, 1476 nucleotides long. Lineage: Eukaryota; Metazoa; Nematoda; Chromadorea; Rhabditida; Rhabditidae. The record is from the annotation of a GenBank genome assembly.